AUGCCCUAUGACUCCACGGAACCACCACCACAAGAGGAGGUAAAAACUCUGGUGACCUAUGCGGAGNCGAGGGGACUUGAACUCCUGCUGGGUUGUGAUGCAAACUCCCACCACGUAGGGUGGGGAAGCUCAAAUAUCAACCCGCGGGGGGAGAGUCUGCACGACUUCUUGAUGGGUACAAGAUUAUUUAUCCUCAACAGAGGAAAUAAGCCAACAUUCCUGGACUCUAGAAGACAGGAAGUUAUUGACAUUACAGUUUGUACGGAGAAGGUGACGAGUCUGGUGAGGGACUGGAGGGUUUCGAAUGAACCCUCCGGCUCUGAUCACAGACACAUACGCCUAACUCUCCAGCAACCACCACAAAUUAGCUGGAUUCGUAACCCACAAAAAACUGACUGGGAAGGCUAUAGGGCCGACCUUAAAGCACAGCUUGUUGAGGCCCCAACCAGUUUUAAGACCAAAAACAAUUUGGAAAACGCGGCGGACUUUUUAAAGAACGCCAUUACGAAUGCCUAUGAAUUAAACUGCUCGCCGAGACCCAGGAACCCGGUGACCAAGAUCCACUGGUGGAACAAAGGGCUUGAAAAGCUCAGGUCGGAAACGAGAAAGAGAUUCAACAAAGCAAAAAGAACCGGACUUGCUGUGCACUGGGAAGCUUUUAGAUCCUCCCAAAAAGAUUACAGCAAGGCAAUAAAGAAAGCAAAAUUUGAAAGCUGGAGAUGCUUCUGUGAAAACAUUGAGAGUGCCCCGGAGGCAUCCAGGCUUUACAGAAUCCUCAGCCUAGAUCACCGUCCCCAAUUGGGCUGUCUUAAGCUCCCAACGGGAAAAGUCACCGAGGGGACAUCGGACACAUUAAAACAUUUAAUAGAAGUCCAUUUCCCAGGUUUUGAUCAUAACAUACAACCCGGCAGGUCAAAGCCCAGAGAAUACAAACCCAGAGAGUGGGGCCUGGCGGCCGAGAUUGUUUAUCCAAAGGGGGUUGAAUGGGCUGUUAAGACCUUCAACCCAUAUAAAUCACCUGGAUCGGAUGGUAUCUACCCGGCCCUUCUUUAG
This is a messenger RNA of Pseudomyrmex gracilis, 1053 nucleotides long. RefSeq lists its product as uncharacterized. The record is from RefSeq and is a predicted model, not a curated record. Bases 1 to 1053 code for a protein of 350 amino acids. The transcript has a single exon. NCBI's taxonomy places the organism in Eukaryota, Metazoa, Arthropoda, Insecta, Hymenoptera, Formicidae. Gene Ontology annotation, molecular function: catalytic activity.